Messenger RNA from Spodoptera exigua (beet armyworm), 393 nucleotides. The record is from the annotation of a GenBank genome assembly. Lineage: Eukaryota; Metazoa; Arthropoda; Insecta; Lepidoptera; Noctuidae.
AUGUGGUCUAACUCGAAGUAUUUCCUAAGGAAUACUUCCAAACCUUACAAUUUGGAAAAACUCAAUAAACGCCAGACACAGCAGACAUCGAAUACCUUUGGUUUGACCUCCGCUAUAUCUCACGAUGUUGAGUUAUCGAGAAUUAUUCUGGAGAAAAACAAUCAACUGCAAGAAUAUCUGACUGCGUUCGGUGUGUUCGAAUCAGAGCAAGAGACCCAGCAGCGUUGCGAGGGGCUCUGCACUCUGCACCAGCUCGUGAGGCAGUGGCAGCACACAGAAGCUAUUGAGGCCCGGGAUAGGCUCCAAUUCGUUGUGGACGAAUUAAAGCAAUGUAGCGAUGAGUAUGAAACCACCUUAAAUGACAAAGCUCUACUAAAACAACAGUCUACAUGA